GGUGGAUUCCCCGCAUCCGUAUCGAGGUUGGCGUGUUUCCGGUGGCGGUCUGGGAAAGAGGGGGAAUGAUGGAGGGGAGAACGGCGGCGCGGCGGCGGCCGGUGCCUAGAAGGGAGCCGAAAGAGAUUCUGGCUGUUAAGAUAAACGAUGACUUAAUCUGAACAAGAAGAGAGAGAAAAAUGGGCCAUGGUGAGAGUUCAAUUCAGAAGAGGAACGCAACGUCAGCAUUGUCUUGCUGCUAUUCAGGAAGAAAUUCUGCUGCAGAAGCGUUUUGGCAUCGGUGAUGAGAAAUGGGGUAUGAUGUAGCACGUUUUCAAGGGGAUGUUGAUGAAGAUCUUAUUUGCCCCAUCUGCAGUGGGGUUUUGGAGGAGCCAGUGCAGGUUCUCACUACGACAAGCAGAAUGAACGGAUGUUUUCAUAUGCCCUUGAUAGCUUGGUUACAUUAAUUGAUCGAUGGAUGUUCUGUCCUGCAGUAUUUCCAAUUCUGUUAGUGAAAAGCAUUCAGUGAAAAGAAACUGCAUGGAAAACUAAGAGCCCACGUCAACUUGAGCAGCAAACUUGAUGUAAUCUAAAUUGGCAUGCUUGGUUCUGUUCUCUACACAGGCGCCUCAUUGCGAGCACGCUUUUUGCAAUGCCUGUAUCACCCAGUGGUUCUCCCAACAGCAGACGUGUCCCGUCGACCGAAGCGUUGUGACUGUGGCUCACCUGCGCCCUGUUCCACGGAUCAUGCGUAAUAUGCUAUCUAAGCUGCAAAUCACGUGUGACAACGCUGUUUUUGGUUGCACCGCUGUAGUGCGGCUUGACAACCUGAUGUCUCACCUCAAUGACUGCGAACACAAUCCAAAGCGGCCUGUGACCUGCGAGCAGGGAUGCGGCUUGGAAAUGCCCAAAGACGAAUUGCCGAAUCAUAACUGUAUAAAACAUUUACGGUCAGUAGUGCAGCAGCAACAGACAAGAAUAGCUGAAUUGGAAAAGACGUCUGCAGAACAUAAGCAUCAAUUAGCAGAGCAGAAACGGGACAUACAGUUGUUAAAAGCAUACAUGCGAGCAAUACGUAGUGUCAAUCCCAACCUGCAGAAUUUGGAGGAGACUAUUGAAUAUAAUGAAAUCCUUGAGUGGGUGAAUUCCUUGCAGCCAGCCCGGGUAACCCGAUGGGGUGGUAUGAUCUCUACACCAGACGCUGUACUCCAAGCUGUGAUCAAGCGUUCCUUGGUGGAAAGCGGCUGCCCCACAUCCAUCAUCAAUGAAUUGAUUGAAAAUGCCCAUGAACGGAACUGGCCCCAAGGCUUGGCCACCCUAGAAACUCGCCAGAUGAACCGACGCUAUUAUGAAAACUAUGUGGCCAAACGCAUCCCAGGCAAACAAGCUGUGGUUGUGAUGGCUUGUGAGAAUCAGCACAUGGGAGAGGAAAUGGUGCUAGAGCCAGGCCUGGUGAUGAUAUUUGCACAUGGAGUGGAGGAAAUUUAAAGACUCGACAGAGAUGAUAAAACAGCGUGCUUGAGAGAGAGAGAGGGAGAGAGAGAGAGGCUCCAACUCUAAGACCACUGAUUCUGUUCUGUGGUACUGUAUCGGAGCAUCAUUCCUCUCGUUGUUGAAUAAAAUGCUACUCCCGAAUUAUACUGGGCACAAGCCUAGGAAUUUAUGCAAAAUGCCAUGCUGCGCUCCCUUCUCCUUAUGGUCAUUAACCCUGGUCUGAUGUUGACAAAGAUUUCCAAAUCUCUACAAAGGAGCACAACAAAUUCCUCCCUGUUCCAGAAAGAACUGUGGUCUUCGGUCAUAUAAAGACUUUGAACUCCUGAUAUGACUGCAUUGGCCUGAAUAGGGAUCUGUAAACCAUGUUCCUGUUUGGGAUCUGUAAACCAUGACUUAAGAUUUUGAGAAGCUGAAAGUUUAUUCUGAAGAAUUUUAGCCCACCAUUUCCAGGUCCGUUUGGCUUCUCUCGUCUAAGGCACCUCUGUGAAAUAACGGGAUUUACACAGUACUUUUAAGAUAAGUUUUUAGCUUUUAUGUGAAGAGGGAUUUUGAGUAAAACAUGAGAAUGCAGAUGCCAAGUCGGAGUUGUAAGUAAUGCCAAAUGUAUACAUCAGUAGAUUCUUCAGUGUAAACUGUUUUGUGGAACCAAACAGCUAUGUCAUUUGGAGAACAAUUUGCAACUCAUUUUGGAUGUGUUUACAUUGUAGAAGAAGGCUCCUUUCCUAUUGUGACUUGGUUUUCAAAGGAAGUCACAUUCUUUAGCUUUGUAGCAUUGUUACCACCACUGCAGGAUGAAAAGUGAUUCUCUUGAAGUCUAGAGCUCAGUUUUCUCCAUGCUCUUGAAAGGUUGCUGAAGCAUCUUGGAUGCUUUGUGGACUUCUCCUUUCGAAUAAGAAGCAAGCCUUCAAUCGUACACAUCACUCCACCCGAUCAGAAAUGGUCCCUCUAAAUUGCAUGUGCCAUUUAAAGUUGUAUCAACUUCAUAACCUUUUGAAGAAAACAUAAAAAGGAGAAUGGACUCAGAUUUAUCUAGUCUUGUUACGUUGCCUAUUUUGAAAAAUCAUUAUCUGUAUUUAUUUUCUUUUUUCACAUUUUGAAUAUUGUGUUUAGUCUUUUGUAUUAUUUUUGUGCUUGUAUGUUUUCCUUUUAUUUUUUAUUUUUAAAAAUACAGUAGCUAGGAAUGUCUUCAAAUUUACCUAGUUUUACCUGUCAAAUUUAAUUUAUUUGCCAUCUUUGGUUUCUGUUUAUAUAUAUAUAUAUAGGAACUUCUUUCCAAUGCUUUAAGUAUUUGUUAAUUGCUUAAAACAUUUCUGCUGGAGUUCUUGAGGACAAGGAAUAAAUGCAUUGAUAAAGGAGCAGUUAAACUUGCUCUGAUUGAAGUCUUUUGUUAUACAGCCCAUUUUGAGCGGCUUUCAUAUGUUACACUGGCUAAAUAUUCUUCUCUGACUAGGAACAUUUAAACCAGUCUUGACUUUCUUCUUCUAGUGCUUCAUACAGAUUUUCUUAAUACUCUGGUAUCAGAGGUUUGCAAUGGUGCAGAAUUCGGAUCAUGUCAUAUAAACGGUUGCUUCUUCAGAUGUCUGGGAUUUUUUAAAAAAUGCUCCAGAAAUCCUCAGUGGGAACAAAGGCUUGAGAAGACCUCCUUGUGCUCUCACCAGAAGCGGCAUGGGAAAUUUUCUCAUUAUGUGCAAUAGUAAGCGGCCGAAUAUUAAAUGAUGGAGAAUCCAUGUUAUAGCAAUACGGUUCUCAUUCCUGUCUGUUACUGGCAAACUCGUCUUCUAUGGAAGAGAAGAGAGAGGGGACUCUGGAGGAAAAUACAGUAGUUCCAAUUUCUAACAGAAUUACCUAACAAAAGCAACUCCUUUCCUUCCAUCAUUUGUACAAAUAAAGAUUGUGAAUCCUCAACAUUUGCCAGGCAGAUGCUGUUUCAGAUUUUCUUUUAUGGGAAAUGCCUGUGCUUUGAAGACUCAGUUUGGUGGCCUUUACUUCUUUGCAAAUCUGACGGAUAGGUUUUGCAUCAUUUUUCAGCUCUGCUGGGUCCUCAUUUCCCGCAAUCUUUCAUUUUAAUCUUUGCUGACAUGCUGCUUUAUGCUUUUCCUCUCUCUUCCCCGUCCACACCCCUUUUGAUGGUAGAGUUUUGUUUUAGAAACCAAGUCUGUCUCUGAUAACUGUUUCUAGUGCUGUGAAUUAUUACAAGUAUCUUAAAAAUUCCUUGAACAGUACUUCUCUUUGUAAGUCAUGUUAAAAUACUUGGAAUGUGCAUCAAAAAUCAGGUCAGUUUUAGGGGUGGAAUGGGUUGUGUUCAUGUCUGUAAUAUGGCAUGUUUUGAAAGGGGAUCUAUUUGUUGAAGAUUACUUCUAAUCAAGAGUCCCUGUUGCUCAGGAAUUUGAAAAAAAAAAAGCUGCUAAAUCCAACCUAAUAACUGCAUCUUGAGCUAACUGCAUCUCUUAAUGUUGUUCUCCUAACACACCUUGUCUUUCUCCUCAAUGUCCUGCUGUCGCUCUUCCUUGUGCUCUAAAACAUCCAAUAGAAAUUGUCAUGUCUUCUGCCAGUUUCCAAAUCAUUGGUUGCAUUUUGUGUUUUAUUGUUCAAUUGUGCUGACUGCACUAAUAAAUUGCUUUUUUUC
Messenger RNA from Ahaetulla prasina, 4099 nucleotides. It is a transcript of the gene RNF41, whose product is annotated as ring finger protein 41. The record is from RefSeq and is a predicted model, not a curated record. The transcript is spliced from 7 exons. Gene Ontology annotation, biological process: protein K63-linked ubiquitination; positive regulation of JNK cascade; tumor necrosis factor-mediated signaling pathway. Gene Ontology annotation, molecular function: ubiquitin protein ligase activity; zinc ion binding. Lineage: Eukaryota; Metazoa; Chordata; Lepidosauria; Squamata; Colubridae. Gene Ontology annotation, cellular component: plasma membrane signaling receptor complex. Bases 727 to 1467 code for a protein of 246 amino acids.